GUUACAACUAAUCAAAAAGUAAGAACAAGAAAAUGUCUAACAGAAGAUCAAGACAAUCUUCGAGUGCUUCAAGAAUCUCCGAUGAUCAGAUGAUCGACCUCGUUAGUAAGCUUCGUCAGUUUUUGCCAGAGAUUCAUGAACGGCGUCGUUCUGAUAAGGUGUCAGCAUCAAAGGUACUACAAGAGACAUGUAACUACAUAAGGAAAUUGCAUAGAGAAGUUGACAAUCUCAGUGAUCGUUUGUCGCAGCUUCUUGACUCUGUUGAUGAAGAUAGCCCUGAAGCUGCCGUGAUUAGAAGCUUACUCAUGUAACCUUCCAAUAUUUUUUAUUAUAACUUUAUAAUGUUAGUAUUUAUUAAUUUAUCUAUAUAUGUAAUCUUUAUCGUCCUUAAUAUAUUAUCAAGUGACGU
Molecule: messenger RNA, 409 nt
Organism: Arabidopsis arenosa
Lineage: Eukaryota; Viridiplantae; Streptophyta; Magnoliopsida; Brassicales; Brassicaceae
Source: the annotation of a GenBank genome assembly